Saccharomyces kudriavzevii IFO 1802 is the source of this 1542-nucleotide messenger RNA. RefSeq names its product catalase A (gene CTA1). Gene Ontology annotation, molecular function: heme binding; catalase activity. The coding region runs from base 1 to 1542 and encodes 513 amino acids. Gene Ontology annotation, biological process: response to hydrogen peroxide; hydrogen peroxide catabolic process. Lineage: Eukaryota; Fungi; Ascomycota; Saccharomycetes; Saccharomycetales; Saccharomycetaceae. The transcript has a single exon. Gene Ontology annotation, cellular component: peroxisome; mitochondrion; cytoplasm. The record is from RefSeq and is a predicted model, not a curated record.
AUGUUAGGACAAGAGAAGGAUGAAGUUAAUUCUUCUGACGUCAGAGAGGAUAGGGUUGUAACAAACUCUACUGGUAAUCCGAUCAAUGAACCAUUUGUUACUCAGCGUGUUGGAGAGCACGGUCCCUUGCUUUUACAGGAUUAUAAUUUGAUUGAUUCUUUGGCGCACUUUAACAGAGAGAAUAUUCCUCAAAGAAACCCUCAUGCUCAUGGUUCUGGUGCAUUUGGUUAUUUUGAAGUUACCGAUGACAUUACUGAUAUCUGCGGAUCUGCCAUGUUUAGCAAGAUUGGUAAGAAAACGAAAUGUCUGACAAGAUUCUCUACCGUGGGUGGAGAUAAAGGUAGUGCCGAUACGGUGCGUGAUCCUAGAGGAUUUGCAACUAAAUUUUAUACCGAAGAGGGUAAUUUGGAUUGGGUCUACAACAAUACACCGGUAUUCUUCAUCAGAGAUCCCUCCAAGUUCCCCCAUUUUAUUCACACACAGAAGAGAAACCCGCAAACUAACCUAAGAGAUGCUAACAUGUUUUGGGAUUUUUUGACCACCCCAGAAAAUCAGGUGGCCAUCCACCAAGUCAUGAUUCUCUUCUCAGACCGCGGCACACCUGCUAAUUAUCGUAGCAUGCAUGGUUAUUCUGGUCAUACUUACAAAUGGUCUAGUAAAAAGGGCGAUUGGUACUAUGUGCAAGUUCAUAUCAAAACCGACCAAGGAAUAAAGAACUUGACUAUAGAGGAAGCCACUAAAAUCGCUGGCUCCAAUCCAGACUACUGUCAACAAGACUUAUUUGAAUCUAUCCAGAAUGGUAACUAUCCAUCGUGGACAGUAUACAUUCAAACAAUGACUGAGCAGGAAGCCAAAAAUUUACCAUUUUCAGUUUUUGAUUUGACUAAAGUAUGGCCUCAAAAGCAAUUUCCAUUGCGUCGUGUGGGUAAGAUUGUUUUGAAUGAAAAUCCACUGAAUUUCUUCGCGCAGGUUGAACAGGCAGCCUUUGCCCCUAGCACCACCGUUCCAUAUCAAGAAGCAAGUGCUGAUCCCGUAUUGCAAGCUCGUUUGUUUUCAUAUGCGGACGCUCAUAGGUACAGAUUAGGCCCCAAUUUCCAUCAGAUACCUGUCAAUUGUCCCUACGCUUCGAAAUUCUUCAAUCCUGCCAUUAGAGAUGGCCCUAUGAAUGUAAACGGUAACUUUGGCUCAGAGCCUACGUAUCUUGCCAACGAUAAAUCAUACUCAUAUAUCCAGCAAGACAGGCCUAUUCAACAACAUCAGGAAGUUUGGAACGGGCCAGCUAUUCCUUACCAUUGGGCAACAUCCGCAGGUGAUGUCGAUUUUGUUCAAGCCAGAAAUCUCUACCGUGUCUUAGGGAAGCAACCGGGACAGCAGAAGAACCUAGCGAACAACAUCGGUAUUCAUGUAGAAGGCGCCUGUCCUGAAAUACAGCAGCGAGUUUACGAUAUGUUUGCCCGUGUUGAUGAGGGAUUAUCUGAAGCAAUCAAGAAAGUGGCAGAGGCAAAGCAUGCGUCCGAGCUCUCAAGUAACUCCAAAUUCUGA